GUCUGCUCUGCUUUCGCUCUAUCUAGGACAGAUUGCGCCGGAUUAAGCGUUAAUCUGAGUGUACGGCGCAUGCGCACAGACGCGCACUGGCGGUCGCGCUGGAUAAAGUGCGCGUUCGGAGGAGAAUCAGAUCGACCUGCGAGCGCAAAGCGUCUAGCUGCCGGUGCAAGAUCAUUUUCUGUUUAAUUCUGAGCGGAAUGUAAGAUGUUUUCCUUGUUUUACGCAAUCACUUGCGUCGUGCGCGCAAAUUACGGAUUUGAGAAAACAGACGCGUUUACUGUCAAUCUGACAUCUUCUGCUGACCACUAAAAGUGACUUGUUCUGGUUUAAGAUUGAGCCAGAUGCAUCUGAAAACUGAACUAAGAGGACAGCUUUCUGAAAACUCAUCAAAAAAAAAACAUCAUCUCUUUUAUUAAGACUGUAGGAUCGACGAAGUGAUACAUGUUUGUUCUAAGCCUGGACAUGCAAUCACAUCAGAAAUUGAAGUCUGUGGGCCUGGUUUGGAGUAAAUACGGUCGCUCUGAUGUGGUCUGAAUUUAUAAAUCAUCUCCUAUGACUACUGAGCCAUGCUUUUCAGCCUCUCGCAUUCCCAAGAUGGCAAAAAGUGAACUUAUUGAACUGCAGGACUUGACUCCUGAUGACCGCAUCGAGUUAGCGCCCCCUCUGUCCCGUGCAGGACCCACUCUUGAAAGGUGGAGCAAAGGGAAGGUGGUGCGGAUGGUGGGGGAGCGUGUGCGUCUGGAGGACCCUGACUGGCUGACGUGUAAACCGGGAUGGGGACACGACUUCCAGCCCUGCCGCCAGACGCAGCUCAGCUGGUGUGACCUCUGCGGGGAGUUCAUCUGGGGCCUGUACCGCCAGAGCCUCCGCUGCACACACUGUAAUUACACUUGUCACUACCGCUGUCAGCCCUUCAUUCAACUGGACUGCAGCUUGAACUGCGACGCCGUCAGCGAACAGCUAAACUGCUGCGAGGACACGAUCGAGACGGACACUAAUGUGGAUGAGCUAGUGGACUGGAGAAAACCAGAGCUGUCUGUCAGUGAAGUACAACAGAAAGUGAAAGAAUACAACGCUCAGGUCAACAGCAACCUCUUCAUGGUCUUGAACCGUGAUGGAUCUUACACUGGCUUCAUAAAGGUCCAGUUUAAGCUGGCCCGGCCCGUAUCUCUCCCUCCUCCACAGAUCACGUCCUCCUCCUCGGGACGGGAACACAAAGCACUGAAGCGUCGCACCUCAUUCUACCUGCCCAGAGACACGGUCAAACACCUGCACGUCAGCUCCAGCACACGGGCCAAAGAGGUCAUCCAGGCACUGCUGAAGAAAUUCACCGUGGUGGACAAUCCGGCCAAGUUCUCCCUGUUUGAACGCAGCGAGCGACAGAACCAAGUGUACCUAAGGAAGUUAGCAGAUGAUGAGCGUCCGCUUUUCCUGCGUCUGUGUGCUGGACCCAACGAGAAAGUCCUCAGUUUAGUCCUUAAAGAGAAUGAAACCGGGGAAGUCAAUUGGGAUGCGUUCAGUUUUCCUGAAAUUCAGAACUUCCUGCGCAUCCUGCAGCGUGAGGAGGAGGAUCACGUGCGGCAGAUCGUGCGGCGCUACGCUGUGGCCAGAGACAAGAUGAAAGAGGCUCUGAAGAACGUCAGCACGCCGGGCUGAAGGAAGCAUGCUGAGGACGCUCGUACACGGCUUAUUACUGUCUGAAUCCAGAGAGAAGUGUGUGGAAGAGCCCUUUGUCCUGCAGUGGACAUGAGGAGGGUUGUAAGCGCAGUGAGAGAGAGGAUUAGCGUGUGUUUAAUGGUGACUGGUGAGCGUGAGAGGACUGUGACGUUACACUAGAAGAAGUGCUGCAGUCGUAUCUGUAGAUCCAGCUGUGGAGUGACGUCGUUCCAGUGUGAGCCGUAUUUGUAAUAGGGAAAAAAAUAAAAUUUUUAUUUCUGUAUUAAAAUUACAAUAUUUAGUGAUGCAGUACUUCUCAGAUAUUGAAGCUCCCAUGUAUAUAUUGAAUAUUUAUCAAUGAAAUAAAAUAUUUUUCCCUUUUA
Molecule: messenger RNA, 2039 nt
Organism: Carassius auratus (goldfish)
Lineage: Eukaryota; Metazoa; Chordata; Actinopteri; Cypriniformes; Cyprinidae
Product: ras association domain-containing protein 1
Exons: 7
Coding region: 553-1656 (367 amino acids)
Biological process (GO): Ras protein signal transduction
Cellular component (GO): microtubule cytoskeleton; nucleus
Source: RefSeq, a predicted model, not a curated record